This is a messenger RNA of Scutellospora calospora, 1143 nucleotides long. The record is from the annotation of a GenBank genome assembly. NCBI's taxonomy places the organism in Eukaryota, Fungi, Glomeromycota, Glomeromycetes, Diversisporales, Gigasporaceae.
AUGAGCAAAUUGUACAUUCAAAAUGUAUUACCUACAGAAAUCUUAACUGGCAUCACUAAACGCAUAAGAUACCCUAAGAACUUAAUCUUAUGCUGCAGAAGACUGGCAAUAAUAUUUAAAGACCCUCAAGUGAAAGCAGAAUGGAUUAUUUAUCAAUUUGGUGCUGCAAAUUGUCUUUUUUAUGCCAUCCAAUUAGGUCCUUCAUUUUUAGAUGUAGCGGUUGCGCAGGCAAUAAUCGCGAAAGGGGGCAUAAUUUCUAGAUAUUCCAUUCAGAGAAUUCAUUUGAAUUUCGGUUGUUAUGAUCAGAAGUUAAUAGAACUAAAAGCUGCUCACGGGAUGGCCUCAGUACAAUCAAGUAAAAUAAUUCCUUGGGCUAGUAAUUUACAUAUUUCUGUUUAUAUGUUUUUAUUAAAAGCAGCAUCAGACAUAUAUAAUCAUGAUCUAUGCUUAAAAGGCGAUGAUAUGAAAUUAUUUCACUUUUUAUUAGGCAGACCUUAUACAACGCACUAUUCUCCACUUGUAAUGGCAAAAAAUAUGGACCAAAUUAAAGAUCUGAUAUUACAUUUCAAAUUCAUUCCGCUCCCAUCAAGAAAAGAAAAGAAUUCUAUUGAAGAAUAUCCUUCUAAAUAUGGACACAAAAAUAAACGACAACUUAACGUUAUCGCACGUGUCGUCCUUAUCUGUAAAGAUAUCGUGCCUUUGUGGAAAGAAAUCGGUUAUUAUGAAAUCUGUCAUGAUGUAAACGAUCUAGUAAUGCAAGGAGCCCUCCUUAUUAUUUUCCCACCUACUCCGUCUUCUGGGUGGUUAAAGCCUGACAUUAAAAUCAUUAAUGCGCGAUUAACUGAACUAAUUGAGCUCGGAUUUCAAUUAACUUAUCAUGUCAUUAUUGAAAUUUUUCUCGGUUUCGAAAGUAGAUUAGAACAAAUUGGCAUCAUUUUAAUAGAAUCAUUUGCAGACAUUAAGCACGAAUCGCGCGUAAAUUUUUUGCGCAAAUGUUUAAUAGAAACAUUUAAUCCAAAAUUAAAGUUUAAAAAUCAAAAUAUUUUAAAUUUUUUUUAUAAAUAUCUUCCCGAUUCUUCUGAUAUAGAAUUUAAUAGAGCAUUCGAAUUUUAUUCAAACACUUGGUGCAAAACCAAUACUUAA